AUGGCAUCAGACACACGUACAUACCCGCUACGACAACCCGCAAAGCAUAACCCACCACCACGAUUACACCUCGUCUUCCCAGAGGCACAGAAGCAAGUCUUCACAGCUUACAUCGGGAUCGAACUACACAGUCAAAAAUGCAAAACCACCAAGGACGCCUUGUCUAUCCUCUCAGAGCCCAGGUCAAAGAUUCAAAACUGGCUUGAGGAGGUCACCCCAAUCUCAACAGAGCAGUUCUUCGUCUUAGACGACACGCCAAACCAUAGACAGACUUCUAUCCCAACACAAGCUCAAGCUCAAGAUCCAAGCUCCAUUAAAAAAUCCACCACUUUAAUCUGGGCCUGCUACUGGCCGACCAAAGACUCCUACCAAAAAGCACUCGCAAACUUGAAUCUUUCCUCGCUGCAUACCUCCCUACCCGAAUCCCUGCGCCCAGCAAUCGGGUUCUGGGCAGAAUGUUUUACUUCGGACAUCGCCCGCCUGGAAACAGUCUACUCGGCAACAGAUUAUAUGCCCGGCCUAGCGCGGUUACCAGGAACAUCUACGACAAAGCAUCUGCACACGGGAUACUGGGGAGCAGCGCGGGAUCGGAUCCCGGGGUCUGGGGAGGAUCUUUUUACUGGGGAUGGAGCAGUGCGUAAUUAUGGAAAUGGAGAAUCUGCUGCUCCUGCAGAAGAAGGGGAAAGCGAAGAUGUGGAUUUUCAAUCUUCUCUGAAUUCAUCUAUAAAAGGCACAAACCCCUCAGACAUGGUCCAUAUUCGUUCCGGUCAGUUCUGGGGAAAUUGUAACGAAGAAGAAGCAAGUGCCUAUCUGGAUAAUCUGGAACCAAAGCUACGUGGUGGAUUGUUAUAUCUAUGGAACUCCCCGGAAGAGAGCGGGUCUCUUGGGGUACGAUAUUUGCGCAAUACCAAUACCACUAGUCUCGAGGGCAAGAAUUCUGAAAAGGGAGGAGAGGAAGACGCCGAUGCCGUUUACGGUGCCGAUACGGACCCAUCCAUCGCCGAUUUCCUGGAUACAUGUCCGAAGGAAACGUGCGUGACAGCAUUCUUCAGAAACAUGGCAGAUCUGGAGAAAUGGGCGUCGAAACACCCGUCUCAUCUGGCUAUUCAUGCGGGAGCUGUCAGUCAUGGUCGACGAUUUGGUGACGCGCGACGGUUUAGGACUUGGCAUGAGGUUUCUGUGAUUCGGGGCGGGGAGGCGAGGUUUGAAUAUGUGAAUUGCGUCGAUGGGAGGGGGUUUGGUAGAGGGAUGGUGUCUGUUCAGCGGAGUGAGUUGCUCUGA
This is a messenger RNA of Penicillium cosmopolitanum, 1281 nucleotides long. RefSeq names its product phenylacetaldoxime dehydratase family protein. The coding region runs from base 1 to 1281 and encodes 426 amino acids. Lineage: Eukaryota; Fungi; Ascomycota; Eurotiomycetes; Eurotiales; Aspergillaceae. The record is from RefSeq and is a predicted model, not a curated record. The transcript has a single exon.